This is a messenger RNA of Candida albicans SC5314, 1998 nucleotides long. It is a transcript of the gene KIP2, whose product is annotated as Kip2p. Bases 1 to 1998 code for a protein of 665 amino acids. The transcript has a single exon. Gene Ontology annotation, biological process: microtubule-based movement. Lineage: Eukaryota; Fungi; Ascomycota; Pichiomycetes; Serinales; Debaryomycetaceae. The record is from RefSeq and is a predicted model, not a curated record. Gene Ontology annotation, molecular function: microtubule binding; ATP binding; microtubule motor activity.
AUGUCCCAUAAAACACCAACAAGAGCAAGAUCUUGCUAUGCUAAUAGUUCUACUACAUCAAUGAAUUCAACUCCUUCUAGAAACUCAUUCAGACCGCCAUCAAGAUUAUCAUUAAUUCCUAGAUCAUCUUCACCUAUCCAACCACCUAGAUCUCGUCCAAGUUCAGCAAUGUCAAUUAGUCGACCAUCAACACCAUCAAUGAAAAGUCAAGAGCCGUAUACUGGUGCCAUUACCGUUUCAAUAAGACCAAACCCUAAUACAAUCGAUAACAAAAAUUGGAGUAUUGAUGAAUUUAAUAACUCGAUAAUAAAUACCACUGAUGGUACAAGAUUUGUGUUUGAUAAUGUUUUCCCUAUGGAUAGACAAUUGAGUAAUAUCCAAGUAUAUAACAAAUCAUGUUAUAAUGUUGUCAAUAAGUUUCUUGAAGAAGGAUAUAAUGGUACUAUAUUUGCUUAUGGGAUGACGGGAUCAGGUAAAACAUUUUCUAUGAAAGGGUGUGAAAAUGAUCCUGGGUUUGUUGAAUUAGCAAUCAAUGAUAUUUUCCAAAAAAUUAAUGAUAAUACCACUACCAAAAAAUAUAAAAUGGAUAUUUCGUAUCUUGAAAUCUAUAAUGAAAAGAUUAUAGAUUUAUUAUCUGGAUCAGCAUCAUCCCCAACAACCUCUCAGAGUAACCAAGAUUUGAAAAUUAGAGACGAUGUGGAUUUUGGUACCAAAGUAGUUGGGUUAACCAGUGCUAACAUUAGUUCAAAACCACAAUUAUUACAAUUGAUUAAAUAUGGAGACACCAAUAGAAAAACCAGUGCCACUGAUUUCAAUGCUAGAUCGUCGCGAUCUCAUUCAAUUUUACAAAUAAGAUUACAAGUGAUUGAUUUGUUGACUGAAACUGAGUUGAAAUCAACGUUAUCCUUAUGUGAUUUAGCAGGGCUGGAAAGAGCAGCAACUAGUUUAGAAAGAAGAAAAGAAGGUUCAUUCAUUAACAAAUCAUUAUUGGCUUUAUCUAAUGUCAUCAAUAAACUUUCAAGUUCAACUCUAGAACAUAUUCCCUAUCGAGACUCAAAAUUGACAAGAUUAUUACAACCGGCAUUAAGCGGGUCUUCAUUGGUUCUGAUUCUUUGUACCAUUCAUAUGGGAGGAAAUCAACAGAAUUCUCAACAAUGUGUUGCCGAGACAUAUAAAACUUUAAGAUUUGCUGCGAGAGCUAAAGAUAUUGUUAUAAAUGUUGAAAAAAACAUGAGUCAUAAACUUGAUGGUGGUGAUUCAAGUAAGAUGAUUCAAGAGUUGAAUGAGAUUAUCAGUAAACAACGACAAGAAAUUAUAAAACUACAAUCAAAUACGGGUGUAUCAUCAGAAAAAUUUGAGAAUUCAAGGAUUGUUCAAUUGGAAUCAGAAAAUAGAGUAUUGAUAGAGAAAUUGGAUCAUUUAACUAGACUAACAGAUCUACAAAAAACAGAAACGGCAAUAAUCAAAAAUGAUAUAUUGAAUGACAUUUUAGCUUCUGGUUUAGACAAUCUGCAAAUUCUUAUGACAAAUAUUGAAGAUUUCUAUAAAAAAAUGACUUAUGAAGCCAAUGAAUACAAAUCAUAUAUUUGUCGUUUAGAAACACAAUUAAGAUUAGAAUCAAUAAAUAGUACCCAACAACAGCAAUCAUCAUCACCAACAUCCAGUAUACCAAUGACAAACACCACUAAUGAUUCAUCUGAAUUAAUGGAUGCUUUGAAAGAACAAGAAGAAGAAAUUCUUAUGUUAAAAGAACAAUUAAAAGACAAAGAUCAGAUAAUAAAGAGUUUAUCUCAAACGACAAGAUUACGUCGAUUAGUUGGUAAUAAUAACAAUAGCACCGCUAAUAGUCAUAACACAUAUAAUACCUUGGAUAAUGAUUUCAAACGACACACAACAAUAGUCAAUUUUGAUAAAGAGAAUUAUGAACCCGAAUUACGUGAUUUCAAGCUAAGUCCAAAGAAACCAAAAUCAAAUUGUGAUAUUCUAGAAAGUUUUUGA